Messenger RNA from Manis javanica (Malayan pangolin), 9193 nucleotides. Lineage: Eukaryota; Metazoa; Chordata; Mammalia; Pholidota; Manidae. The record is from RefSeq and is a predicted model, not a curated record.
UUCUCUGCUAGUUCCCAUCCUAGGACUUCUAAAUCCCUGAAAUGCGAGAGAGAGACGCUCAGGGAAUUCCCGGAGUGGGGAGUAGAGGUAUCGCCUGGGAAGUCCUGGAAGAGAAAGAAACUCCCAAUUGAAGGAGCUGUUGGAACCUACCGGGGUGCCACUGGUGGGGACCUCUCUAGGGUCCUUUUCCCAUCGUGGGGUGCUAUGGAGUUCCCAGAGCACAGUCAGCAGCUGCUGCAGAGCCUCCGAGAGCAGCGGGCCCAGGGUUUUCUUUGUGACUGCACUGUGAUGGUGGGUAGCGCCCAGUUCUUGGCCCAUCGGGCUGUGCUGGCCUCCUGCAGCCCAUUUUUCCAGCUUUUUUACAAAGAGCGGGAACUGGAUAAGAGGGAUCUGGUGUGUAUCCACAAUGAGAUUGUCACAGCCCCAGCCUUUGGGCUGCUUCUGGACUUUAUGUAUGCUGGCCAGCUGGUCUUGAGAGGGGAUACCCCUGUGGAGGAUGUGCUGGCAGCUGCCAGCUACUUGCACAUGAAUGAUAUUGUGAAGGUGUGCAAGCAGCGGCUGCAAGCCCGGGCUCUGACAGAGGCAGACAGUACCAAGAAAGAGGACACCAACUCACAGCCCGCCUUGGAGUUUUUGUCCACCACUUCCCGUGGCCCACAGCCUUCACUGGGAACAGAGACUUCAGGCCACUGGGGUAAAGGGGAAUGGAAAGGACCUGCUGUCUGUCCUCCAGAUGAGCCACAAGUGCCUGGUGGGGCUGACACUACCCAGCCUGGUGUGGAGGUUGACUCACUGCAUCUACAGGCACCUCCUCCAUUGGUGGUUGAUGUCCCUCUUGCCAGCCCCAGUAGCUCUACAGAGACCAUUCCUGCAAACUACUUCUCUUCUGGCCUUCCAGCAGUUUCAUUGGAUCCACUGGCUCCCCUUGAUGUGGGUUCUGAGAGUCUGAGGAUGGUGGAACCACGGGGUACUAGAGGCCCAUUGCAAAGCUCCUAUCCCCCAGCUUCAGCUACAGCCCCAGUCCCAGCCCCCCUUCCAUCCCAGGCUCCAGCCCCAGUGGAAGCUGAGCUGGUUCAGGUUAAAGUAGAAACCAUUGUGAUUUCUGACGAGGAGCCCGACAUGCCAGAGGACCAGCCUCAGGGUCCCAAGGGAUUGUUCCCACCUGGAGGAGCAAUGUAUGGUGGCCAGCCCCACCAGCCAGAAGCUUUUGAGGAACCACGGGCAGCAGGACUGGAGGAGGUGGGACCAAGUGACCACUUCCUGCCCCCAGAUCCUCACCUACCCUACCAUUUGCUGCCAGGUUCAGGGCAGUAUCAUCGAGGACUGGUGACCUCACCCCUGCCUGCUCCCCCGGUGCUGCAUGAGCCACUUUACCUGCCUUCUGAGUAUGAAGCAGCCCCAGGAAGCUUUGGGGUUUUUACUGAGGAUGUUCCCACUUGCAAGACAUGUGGGAAGACCUUCUCAUGCUCUUACACACUACGGCGACAUGCCACAGUGCACACGCGUGAGAGACCCUACGAGUGCCGCUACUGCCUGCGCAGCUACACGCAGUCAGGGGACCUGUAUCGCCACAUCCGCAAGGCUCACAAUGAGGACCUGGCCAAACGCAGCAAACCGGAUCCAGAGGCUAGCCCCCUCCUAGGAGCGCAGCCUCUCCCUGGCUCCCCAGUGGCAGACAAACAGAACAGUGGUGGAGGGCCACCUAAAGAUUCUGUAUUGGCUCCAAAAACUAACAUCUGGGGCAGUAUGAGCUGAUGCUGGGCCUGCUCUUGCCAUUGUUAGGGGGCAGCACAGGAGGUUGGAAGCAUCUCAUUUUCCCUGCUGCGUGACAGAACAAAGAUUAUGCCCAGGUGGAAGAUUCCUACCUUUUCUUUACACAGCCAGAUAGCAAGACUUUCUGGGGCAAAGCACUUAAGCCAGCUCUUCUCCAAGGGCACUAGUAACCUCUUCUUGCUCCACAUUCUGGACUAUAAAGCCAGCCGUGAAAGUUUCUCUUUGAACUAGUAUUGGCUGGUUUCUUUCAUAAACCUGCAUGCUUCCUGAUUCUUCAUACAGCUCCUUCAGAUCUUACAGUAAUCUAACAUCUGUACUUGGGGGUGAGAUGGGGAUCAGGUUGUUUAUAUGAAAAAAGUGAGACAGGCAGAGGGCAGUGUAGACUCUGUAGACUUUGCUUAGGAAAAGUAUACAAAUUAGGGAAUCUAUGCAAUUAUGGUGUAUUUUGGUAGUUUGAACUCUUGUGUACUGGGCUGUCCUGGAGACUUCAUACAAAUACUUGUUUAAUCCUCAACAACUUUAUGAGGUAUUGGCCCUCUCCCCCUUUUCUUCCCACAAACAAGAAAACUUGAAACUCAGAAACCAGAAUUAACUUUUUCUAUGUCACAGUACAAGUUAAGGGGCAGGCCAGAAUUUGAACCAUGGCUGUGGCUUGAGACACCAUGCAUGCUAUGCUGGUUUAAAAUAUUGUUGAUGCUAAUUAACUGAGAACAAACUGUUUUCUUCUUUGUCCUUUUGAGUGUUUGGCUUUGCUCCCUUGCCCCUUUACCUCUACUUUCCAUGUAGAAAGAUCUUUGAUUGCCUGUCUCAAGAAUAGAUACCGUCUUGAUGACUUGUAAGUUUUGCCUACAUUGUAUGAAGAUGAGAAACAGAAAGGCAGAGUCCUUAACUCAGUGGUGGUCGCUGGGGACCAGGCAGGGCUGAGGGUCUGGAAAUAACGGGUGCUUGGGAAAACUAAAGCAAGAAACACCAGGUGAGAGAAUCUUACAGGUCAUCUCAUCCAACUCCCUCACUUAGAAAGUGUGAUGACAAUCCAGAGAGAUCAGAUUACUCAUUUAUAGUCACACAGGUGGUUACUGGCAGCAGAGAUAGCAAAGAAAUGAGAGGUGGGGAAAAAAAGUUCUAGGAAAGUAAGAGUCUGCCCCAGGCUGAAGAGUGGUGCUGUCAGGCACACCAGAGGGCUCCUUACAAACCCUUCUCGAGCACAGCAGGAGCCCAGUGUGAAAAGAGCAGGACAGAUAAUUUAGAAAAUGGGGAAAGUAAGAAUAAAUGUUCUGAAUUGCUUUUCUUUUUGGGUUUUCCUGUCAUAUUCAGCACUCUGAACUCUUACUGGCAAGCGACUGUUUUUGAGUUGUAGGAGACAGCUGAGCAUUGAAUUAGCUCCUUAUCUGGGACACCAGGACAAGCAAAAAUUGAGCUUAACAUUUUCAUGGGUGAAAGAAUGAAUUAUUUUCUUUAUGUUGGAAUUACCUUUUAGUUUAUAUUUCAAGUGGCUGACUGUUUGUUUAUGCAAAUAAAUUACUGCCUUAACUCCUUGGUGAAACAAGGCAAGAUACGCCCCCUACACACACACACAGUAAGAGCUAUUCUUCCGAGUGGAAUGCCAUUUCCCAAGUUUCUCCUAAAUACCAAAUCCUAAAUCUCAAUGCCUAAAAAGAAUUAGUUGCCUUUAAAGGAUGAAUUUUAUGGUACAUGAGUUAUACAUAUAUAAAGAAAGAGAAAAAAAGUUGCCUCAAAACAUCAGUUCCUAAAAGGCUUUAAGAGUAUCUAUGUCCACAUAUAUAUAUAAUGUAUAUAAUUUCUCUGGACAGUCUGAAGAAACCAGUAACUAUUGUUAAUUGUGUUUAAAUAUCUUGCAAAUGCCUAACUUCCACCUAUGAAGAAUGCAGCUCAUGCUGGGAACUGAAAGUAAGUGUUUGCUCUUCAGGAGAAUCUCACCAAUAGAUCCUCUUUAAUUAGGUCUUACAUGUAAACACAAUUAAGGCCGCAGUUGCCUCACUUUAUGUAUUUGCUAGAUGCUAGGAAGAGGUGUGAUCAAUAGAGAAUUUUCUCUAGUUUGCACCAUUCUUGAUGGGCCCAUUCAUGGACUCAAGGAACCACAGGUUAGCACAUCGAACCUCUAGUCCAAUGCUGGAUCCCCUGCUUGCCAGUUGUCAAGCCUCUGCUUGAAAGAAAACUAUCCCCAAAGGCAACGUGUUCUAUUGUCGGACAAUGCUUCCUUAUACCGAGCCAAAACUGGCCUUCAUUUCUGGGAAGAUGGGCCAGGCUCCAGCCUAUUAAGGAGUUUCACCCUGAGAAGUUAUUUGCUCUUGAGUUACAAGCUGUUUUCAAACGACCACCCCUCGCUCUUCAGCUUUAGAGAUGUACUCCUAGGGCUUCAUUUCUUAAUUGGCUAUUUUGUAAGUAUAUGCAUUCAUGUGGUGUCUAAUGCCUCUUCAAUCGCCAGACAUGUGGCCAAGCUUAGCUUCACGAAACUCACCAUUUCAACCCUUCCCAUUGGAUUUUGAUUUUAAUUUCUCCAAAGCCAGUGUUUCCAAAGAUGCUUUACUUGGACCUAUUUUUUUGUAAUGUGUUUUAUUGUUAAAAUGUCUUUUACGGGGUUUUUUUUUUUUUGGACUAAUGAUAUAUGAAGUGUUCUAAAAUCCCCUCCCCAAUUUUAUCAGUAAGCAAUUUCAGUAUGCACCCCUAAAAAAACUCUAGAAAGAAAAAAGACCAAAUACCGUUAUCACACUCAAAAAAAUCGACAAUAAUGCCUGUUCAAAUUUCCCUGAUAGUUUCAUGAAGUUUCUUCAAAUCAGAAUCCAAAGUAGUCACAUUUAUUCGGUUGAUAAUCUCUGAAGCUUCUUUUAACCUACAGGCUCCCUUUCUUUUUUCCUUGCAGUUUAUUUAUAGAAAGAAGAAACUGGGUUGUUCAUCUUUGGGUUUCACAUCUGGAGUUUGGUGAUUACAUCCCAAAGUACCCUGUGGCUGAUUCCUGCAGGACGUGGGCUUGCCAGACCUGCUCCAGACCCCAGACCUUACUGCCUUUGUCCGGUGGCCUUUGAAAUAGACUGAAAGGAUGGCUAAUGACACAGGCUCCUCACUUCCACUCACAAAGGCAGAGGCAGUGCCAAAUGGUCUCAUCUACUCUGUAGAAUUGAUACCUUGUGGACACUGUUCACAAUGAACAUGCAGAAAGACAAAAGAUCUCCUGGUUGACCUACUGAGCCAUGACUGCACCAGAUCUGCAGCCUGCACCUGUGCCCAACAAGCUUCCAGAAAGUUACAUCAGGUGUUUAAAAGGCACUAAGGAAGAACCCUUCCUCAUUUCCAUCCUUUGUAAAGAACUGAGCUCUUGCAAAAUAUAAGGUGACAGGUAAAGAAUAGAUUUAUGUUUUUAUCCUGCUCUUACAGCAAUGUUUCUAUAAGACUUGGUAAUCUGUUUUUCCUAUGUUGUUUAGAGAAAUGAACAUACUAUAGAUAUGCACCUACUAAAAAUUUAAAUGUUCCCUUGGGUGUUUUUCUGGCAUGAGGGCUGAAAAGUUAUUACAUAAAUACUUAAAUGCUUGACUUGACAUUUUAAGACAGAAGAGUUUAAUGAAAAAUAAAUAAGUAUAUUAAAGAUCUGAGUAACAGAAAUUACCAAAAAAAAAUAAAAGGAACCAGAUAGUUUUGUAGGGGAAAAAGAAUGUACAUGGAAUAUUAAGAAAAAAAUAUGGAAUCAAUCAAAAACAGUUAAUUUCAAAUCUUUCAUUUAAGCCAUGUAGGCCAAUUUAUAAUUGUCUAGUUUCACAAAAAAAUAUGUAUUUCUCUGUUUGAGGCCUGUAUAACUUUGGCUUUGGGCAUCCAAGGAAACAAAGAAAGAGACUCCUUUCUGCCUACCAUAUUAUUUCAUCCUCUGCUAGCCUUCACUGUAUAUGAAUACAUCUAACAAUAUCCACCACUAAAAUCUAUGCCACAGAUAGGAUUGGUCCCACCCAUAGCUGAUGAAUGUUUUCUGGUUUUAUUUCUCAAGGCAAAUGUCCCCUGGGACACCAUGUAUUAAAGGCUUAUACAAAUACAUAGAUGGACAGACAAAGCAAGACACCGAGUGUGUGAGUGGUAAAGUCUGUGCAGAACUAGAAACAGAAAUCCACCUGGGUCAGAAGUAUGGGGUUAGUUUCUCUUCUGAGUCUCAGGUUUCCCCUCAAUGGGUCUUUAAUGGUUCAUCUAAGUUCAGGUGGAGGAACAUCGUUCUUCUUGUUAACCAAACAUGCCCAGGUACAGCUGCUGCUCUUUCCGAUGGUAGCUACUGAGUUCCUCCUGUGUUAGCUGGAGGUACCGCCGGACACUGGCAUCUUAGAAUAGGACAAAGAAGGCAGUUAGAGACGGAUGAUAAUCCUCACCUUGGGACAGAAGAGGAUUGUUAAUAUUCUUUCAUUCCUUUAAAUCUUUCUAAGAUCUGAAUAUAUUACAACUAUCCUAGGCAAUAGGAAAUGCCAUUCAUUAAUACCACUUUGAAUUAAAAAAAAAAUCUUUGUACAGCCUUGGGCUGACUAAUUUAAUAAUGAAAAGGAAUUUGAAGAAGUUAUUGUCACAGAGCCUCUAAAGAUACUGUAUGUGGGUGGCAGUUAAUCCAUGUACUUGAAGGUAGAAAACGUGAAUGAAUGGCUCAUAUUUUCUGUCUUUAUUAAUUCAGAGUGGCUUUCCCCUUCAUUUGAAGAGAUUUUGCUGCAUUGUUAUACAUUUGGGGAACCUCUACUUUUAGCAUCUAGAAUCUGCUCUAAGCCAGGGUGCAAAACGAGACAAUUUUAAGUACUGAACCACCAACAAAGGAACGAGUCUAUCAUCUGCUUUGCGGUAUUCCUUUUUGCCUUAGAAACAGAGUACUAAGUCUCAAAUUUUCUCUCAGUAGGCCUGCCCUUUUUCUAGGUCAUACCUGGGGUUAGCUGAGCUGAGCUAAAGGAUAGAAUGAUAGUUAAAGCAAAGGCCAGACCGCAGCUGGAGAGCUGGCAGAAAUGAGGAUUCUAAACGUUAUUCAUUGGGAUCCAGUUCUAAUUCAGUCACAAUCUAGGAACUGAAACUGGAAAAACAAUGCUUUAAAAUCUCUUUUACUGAGGAUAUAUAUAUAUAUAUAUAUGCCUGUUUAAGCACAAAUAUUUUUGGAGAAUAUACAAUAUUGCUUUCCUGUGGGGGCAAGAAUCCAAGAGUAGAAGGCCUAUUCAUCAUACACAUUUUGAUACUUUUUGAAUUUUGAACCACAUGAAUGUAUUUCAACUAAAAAAUUCAAUAAAGUGAGAAAGUAAAAUAAAAUAAAACUUGCUUCCACAGAUACCACCUCACCAGGACAAUUUUAUUUGUCCUUCCCAUUUCAAUACCCUUCCCUCUUACCUUUUGGCUGCCUAUGGACAGCAGCCAGGAGGUAGUGCUGGGCCUGGUCAUAGUCCUGCAGAUGGAAAAAGGCCACUCCAGCCCUAUACAAGGCCUUGGCAUUAUCAGGCUGUCGUUCCAGGACUUUCUGACUGUACUCUUUCACUCGUUCGUAGUUGACUGGCUCCAUCUGAAGGAGACAGGCUAACCGGGCCAAAUGAAAAGAAGGGAGGAGGGGGAGGGUCUAAUUACACUAAGCCCCACUGGCCAAUUCAAGGCAGUACCAAACAAGAUGGUUAUCAACAACAUUCACUCAGCCAACAAAUACACUUCAGCAUCUACCAGUACCAGACAUUCUUCUAGGCAGUGGGGAUCUGCAGUGAAUAAAAGCAUUACGUACCUUACAACCUAUUUCAUUAUCUACUGUAUGCUUACUACGCACCUAGUGUUGGGUUAGGUCCAGAUAGAAUACAGGUAAAAAAUACUUAAAUUCAUUUAAAAUUCUUCAUUGUGUCUUUUCUACCUAAGGCUCUCUAUUUUGAAUAUCCCAGUUUGACAUUCUUGUACUGCAGCUUUGUAAACAACAGUUGACAUUAAUUGUGUGAGGAAACAGUUGUGCCAUGUGCUUGAUAAACAUCUUGUUCCAUAUUCUUACCCACCCUCUGAAAUCAGUGUUCCUACUCCAUUUAACAGAUGAAGAAAUCAAGGCUGAGAGAAGUAAACUUGUUUACUCAAAGUAAACUUGUCCAAGAUCCCACAGCAUCUAGAUAGAAUGAGCAGGAAAUCUGAACCAAGAGUAGUGACUCUAGCAUCUUACUACACUGAUGGACUGUAACUGUAAUGGGGUGUGAAGGGGGACUUGAUAAUAGGGGUGAAGGUAGUAACCACAAUGUUGCUCAUGUGAAACCUUCAUAAGAUUGUGUAUCAAGGAUACCUUAAAAAAAAAAAAAAGGAAUCUGAACCAAGGACUCUCUAAUUCCAAAAUCACCUUUGUUCUCAAUGAUGAUAUAUUACUUCCCUAUUCCCUUGGAUUACUUAAUAGGACUUCAAAGUACAAAUCUGUUUAGGAGGCAAUGUUCAGCCUUUCUAUAAUUAAGAAGGGAAACAUGUUCCCUAUUUCCUAAUUCUGGUAAUUAAAUACAGUAUUACUGAAUCACAGUGCUAAGAAGGAAUGAGAAUUAGAGCUGAGGAAGACUUUAAAGAUACUGGGUGUCCAUCUGUAUCCCUUCUACAACAUUCCUCCCAAUUGGUCAUAGGGUUUCUACUUUGAUAUUUCCCAUGUUCAACUAAUCCAUCACUGUACCUUCACUCAAUCAGCUGACAACUAGUUAUGGAGCACUGACCACGUACUGGGCAGAAUUAAGAACAGGGGAUAAGAGGAAUAAGACAGUCAUCUUGAUGAGUAAAUAGAGUUUACAUCCUAGUUCCCAAGCAGGAGGUACACAGCAAACAAAUGAAUUUUUAAAGUGCUUUGAGGCAAGCAGAACAGUGCUGGGACAGAGAAUGAACAAUGUCAGAGUGACACGUGAAUACAGAAGGUCUCAGUAACUCACAAUCACAAUUUAAGUUGAUCCCAGGGAUUGUUGAAUCACUGUGAUGUACGUUUGAAACCAACAUGAGAUUGUGUAUUAAUGACACUUUAAUAAAAAAUAAAAAUAAAUCUAAUCAAACCUUUAGAUCUUAACAGUAAAUAUGGGGGAUAAAGGAACAUGCUACAUGUCACCACGAGAAAGCAAACAGCUAAAUGAAGAAUGUGAGACACUCAAGACAAAUGACCCAUCUUUUCCUUAAUGGCAUCAUAUAAAAGGGAAAGGGGAACUGUCAUUGACCUAAGAAAUGAACAACCAAAAUGUUUUGAAUGGAUCUUUGGAUUCUGAAGAAACAGCUGUAAAAAAGACAAUUUAGAGUCAAUGGGGGAUUUGAAUCUAGACUGGGUAUUUUUUGAAACUAAGUAAUUAUUGCUGAUUUUGUUGGAAAUGAUUGUGGGCAUAAAUAAGUCAAGUAGAUGUGCAUUUAUGUCUAAAGUGAUAUGAGUCUGGAAUUUGCUUUAAAACUGUCCUGGACAAAAAUUCUGUAUCAGAUUAUAAUUGUA